AUAGUCUUUGUAGUCGAAACGUCGUGCAGAUUUUGUCGACGGUUUCCUGUGGCGCAUGCUCAGAGCGAACACCAAGGCUGCUCUGUUGACAAAUAUCGGGGGAGGGACCACUGCGGCUCUGAAGCCGUGGGAGCAGUGAAGGCGGUCUCCCUGUUCGAAGCAGUCGUCAGAAAUGAAGAGCCAACAGAAGAGCCCUGACACGGAUGGCAGUGUUGUUGUCAACGAAGAAGGCUCUGUGGCUACUGCAGAAGACCCAGCAGCUAUCACCACCAUUCAGUCUGCAGCCACCUUUAGUGAUCAACCAAUCAAAUAUCUCUUUAAGACAGAAGGAGCAGGAGGCCAGGUGACCUACAGAGUGAUCCAGGUGUCAGACGGUCAGCUGGAGGCUCAGGCUGAUGGAGCUGCAGCAGUCAGCCUGGUGGCUGGUUUUCCCGCGACCGGUCAGACAGUCACACAGGCUGUGUUCUCUCAGUCUGAGGGGUUGGAGGGAGACAGCAGCACUGAGACACAGUACACCUACUACCCUGCUUCCAUUGCUGAUGCUACAACAGGCACCAUGGUGACCACAGUCCAGGCCUCCGACACACUGCUGGGCCAGACCACACCUACAGGACAGCUUUACGUGAUGAUGUCACCACAGGAAGUUUUGACAUCCAAUCAACGGACAAUCGCACCUCGCACUCAGCCAUACAUAGCUAAGCAAGAAGCUCCUCGGGGUUCCAGAGAUGAGAAACGACGAGCACAGCACAACGAAGUCGAGCGCAGACGGCGUGACAAGAUCAACAACUGGAUUGUUCAGCUGUCGAAGGCCAUUCCAGACUGUAACGUAGACUACACCAAGACCGGACAGAGCAAAGGAGGAAUCUUGUCCAAAGCCUGUGAGUACAUCAAAGAACUCAGACAAAGCAACCUGAAGCUGGGGGAGGACAUCGGCACUCUGGAUCGUCUCAGGAUGGACAACCAGCUGCUCAGACAGGAGGUAGAAGACUGGAAGUCCAAGAAUCAGAUCCUGAGGAAUCUGCUGCGGCAGCAUGGAAUUGUGGGAUCAUCCAGCACAGAUCCCCAGUGAUAAGUCUGUUGCCAUCGGCUGUUUUGACGACAACCACACAUGGGCCAAAAGAGUACUUGAAAAAUCUUUGAGAUGCUUAAAUUGUAACUUUGUGCAUGUAACUUGUUAUUCAAAUUUUAUAUCAUUGCCAUUAUCCACAUUCACUCUUUGCUACGGAAAAAAAAAAUACCAUGUCAAAUAAUUUUAAGUAAUAUCAUCAUUCAAUAGUUUCCUUUAGGAGCCUACGUAUUUUACAUGAACAUCCAGUACAGUAAGCUCUACAGCUCGACCAACUUCUAACAUCAGCUUGCUUUUCCUCAUCCCUUUAUAAGCGCACUAGUGUAAAUUUUAUUGCAAAAAUUUAUUUUAUAUCUCAUAAAUAUCAUUUUGACCAGUCCACAUCAUGUUUUUAGAACUGCUUGAUUUGCUUUGUAUCCUUGAAUGUUUAACAAUUCCUAACUGGAGACUAUAAACACACUGCUGCAAUAUAACUAGAGGGUUUUUGGUUAGUGUUGCAUUAGGAGGUUAAAACAUGGCAUUUCAUUCAUGUAGUCCAUAAUUAAUAUGCUGUCUAUAAACCCACUUUAUGCUCUGUUUAUUAAAGUUCAUAAAUAAGAAA
Molecule: messenger RNA, 1667 nt
Organism: Cynoglossus semilaevis (tongue sole)
Lineage: Eukaryota; Metazoa; Chordata; Actinopteri; Pleuronectiformes; Cynoglossidae
Gene: usf1
Product: upstream transcription factor 1
Exons: 11
Coding region: 173-1069 (298 amino acids)
Biological process (GO): regulation of transcription by RNA polymerase II
Molecular function (GO): RNA polymerase II cis-regulatory region sequence-specific DNA binding; protein dimerization activity; DNA-binding transcription factor activity, RNA polymerase II-specific
Source: RefSeq, a predicted model, not a curated record